Molecule: messenger RNA, 1050 nt
Organism: Pseudocercospora fijiensis CIRAD86
Lineage: Eukaryota; Fungi; Ascomycota; Dothideomycetes; Mycosphaerellales; Mycosphaerellaceae
Exons: 4
Coding region: 445-822 (125 amino acids)
Source: RefSeq, a predicted model, not a curated record
GCAGCGACUGUAGACAUUUUGGAUCACAAAUCAUCACACUGGAGUCGCCCGAAACAUCUCCAAAGCCGCGUAGCAGCAUGGCCACCGUCCUGGCCGUUGGCGUUGGAGUCGCCGCAGCAGCUUUCUUCGGCCGCGCCGGUCUCGUCGCUCUUCGAAGAUCUCGUGGUGGAAUCAACGCAAUAGGAAAGGCAUACUACAAAGGUGGAUUUGAGAAGCAGAUGAACCGAAGAGAAGCGGCACUCAUACUGGAGACAUCUGAACGCGGAGCGACGAAAGAAAUAAUUCGCAAGAAGCAUCGACAGAUGAUGCUUCUGAACCAUCCCGAUCGCGGAGGUAGUCCAUAUCUGGCUACAAAGAUUAAUGAAGCCAAGGAGUUCUUGGAAAAGGGUGCUUCAUGAUGGCAGUAUGAAUUGAGAACUGUAGGAUGUGGCACGAUGAUCUCAGAUGGACAGUGAAAAAGGUGGCUCAGCGCGGCGUUGGUGUUGGUGGGCACUGCAUUUGCAUCUGUACAAUGGCUCCACCACUUGGGCGUCUAAACACCCGGUCUGCUCUAAUGCUGGGGUCUCGUAUACUGAUUGCAGAUUCACAGCGUCAAGCAGCUGCACUACCUGGGUUUUCUGCCCCUUGACUGAACGCCACUCCGCCAGGAAGCUCGACAGGAAAGCACUGGCUGCCACCGCUACUGCCAUGAUGUACGUCCGGACAAUCACUCGAUUGUAUGCUUCAACUACGGCUGGCAGCACGUCCGCAGAAGCCACUUGUCGUAUGUGCGUUGCUCCAGCACCGUUCACGACAUCGAAACAUACGGUGACCAUGGAAUGAAAAUUAUGAAAUGCAUCUGCUUCAGCCUUCCGGAAGGCGGCUUCCCCGUUUCUGGCAUUCCAGGUCGAAGCAAUCAGCUUCUAGGCAUGUUGCAAUACUACAACAUCAUUCUAGGUUGGAGAAUUGUUCGACCGCAGCUCUGGGACACUUAUUAACGCGUGGCGUACAAGGCGACAGGUACACAAGCAUAAGAUGGACGAAUCAGCGAAAAUUUCAUGCAAUUUUGAC